Molecule: messenger RNA, 2901 nt
Organism: Megachile rotundata (alfalfa leafcutting bee)
Lineage: Eukaryota; Metazoa; Arthropoda; Insecta; Hymenoptera; Megachilidae
Gene: Gstcd
Product: glutathione S-transferase, C-terminal domain containing
Cellular component (GO): cytoplasm
Source: RefSeq, a predicted model, not a curated record
CUUAGGCAGCUGAAAGAAAUGGAUGAAGCUUAUUUGGAAGUAUAUUCUUUGGAAGAGUUGUGUUUAGCACCGAUAGAAACAAUAAUAACAUUGUUCACUGUAAAGUAUUGCGAAUCUAAAAUCAAUAUUAAACUUAUACUGAACAAAAAGAAGCCUCUUGAACGAGCAUAUAUGAUAAAUAUUUCCAAUUUUGUAUACGAAGUUAUGGAUACAAAUAGAAUCCCAUAUCAUGCAAGUUCUUGCGAAUUACCAAUUAUUAUUGUAAAUAAAACUAGCUGUGUUGCAGGGCUCUGCGCAAUUUUACGGCAAAUCGUUAAAGAAGUUACGGUAAAAUACCCGGAGCAUUACUGUAAGAAAUUAUUGGGAUUCAAAGAUUCGUGUUUAACAGCUUGUUCGGAAACGAGUGUAUGGACGAAAUUUUGCGAGGUAGAUUUGAUUCUAACGACAAAAUUUGUACACGCAAACGACGAAAUAAAGAAUGAAUUGCCUACCAGCAUGGCAAGAUUUGAAUGUCACAUGUCGCAACCCGUUAGACUACAUAAUUUGUAUAAAUAUACCAUGUCCAAGAAAUUUUCCGACGACAGUUUGAUUUCACCAGAAGGAUUACGUUUAUUAGAACAUACGUACGCCGAGGGCUCGUAUAUAACGCUAGCAGAUAUAAUUAUAUUCGUUUGUAUACAUAUUUUAUUAACUGUAUUUUCGAGUGAAACAACAAUGAAGUUGCUUCCACUUACAGCCAAAUGGUACAAAAAAAUGAUCGAGGAUCAAACGAUACUCGACUGUCUCGAAUUCUUGCCGCUGUUGAAGAAUCAAGACAUAACGGAAUUCCAUUAUACGCUUCCUCAAGUGGCGAAUCAGAGUUUGUAUAAAAGUGAUUCAAAGAGAUACAAACCAAGAAAUCGCAUUUACACGAGACAAGAAGACGUUGAAGAUUCGUUACAAUUGUUCAAAACGUUGAACAUACAAACCAAUCUUGACCUACAACCAUUCGGUGCAGAAUUAAAUCUGGACUGGUCGUCGAUACCGUAUGACGCUACGCCGGAAGGCGGCUCUUUACCAUCAACACGUUUGAAAAAGAAACACGAACAAUUAGAAAACAUGUGUAAGCCUGUAAUAAAAUUGGCAAAAGCGGGAGACGUCAUCGUAGAUUUUUGUUCCGGUAGUGGUCAUUUGGGUAUCCUGAUUGCAUAUCUAUUACCAUAUUGCACCGUUAUACUGUUAGAAAAUAAAGAAGAAUCACUGAACAGAGCCAAAGAAAGAGUAAAAAAACUCGGAUUAACGAACGUUAGAUUUUACCAGUGCAACUUAGAUUAUUUUAAAGGGCACUUCGACAUUGGUGUAUCGUUACACGCGUGCGGAGUAGCAACUGAUUUAGUUAUACAACAAUGCAUCAGAUUAAAUUCUAUUUUCGUCUGUUGCCCUUGUUGUUAUGGAUCGUUGCACGACUGUCACCAUUUAACUUAUCCAAGGAGCAAUGUUUUCAAGAAACAAAUGGAGCAAGAUAAAUACAUAGUUCUUAGUCAUGCUGCAGAUCAAACUCAUGACGAACAGAAUGUUAAGACGAAGCAAGGUUACGAAUGUAUGGCGAUUAUCGAUACCGACAGAAAGUUGCAAGCUGAACAAUUUGGCUACAAAGUAUAUCUUUCUAAAUUCAUACCGAACACGUGCACGCCUAAAAAUCAUGUAUUAAUAGGGAUUCCUAGAAAAGAAAAUGCGUGUUCAGAAUAUAUAAGUUGAUCGCGUUUGUAUUUUCACUGUUUUUAUAUAUAAUAUAUAUAUAUUCGCGAAUACGAAUGAACUUGAAAACUAUUCUUGCUAUUGAAUCAACGAACUUCGAAUAAAGCUAUGUUCACUCACUUAAUAGGCAAAGCGUUUCUACUUCAACUGUACAUCUGUCUUAAACUAUGAACAAAGUACGUGAUCUUGUUGCGUUAAUUUUAUUAAUAAUUGUACGAAGAGAUGUUUUUAUUGGUAUGUACAAAAGAAGGAGAAAAAGAAUUAUGUAGUAUACAAAUUAUUAGCAUCACCUUAGUGUCUUACACAGAUUUUCGUCUAUUAUUUAAAUAACUAGGGAGAACAAGAAACGAAACAAAAAGAACAGUUGUACAGAGUAUGUCGAGGAACUAGGGAAUAUUUACUUUCUGUUAUACCACUACAAGCGCUAAGUAUGUUUUCCUUUAGACAAUAUUGAAAUUUAAAUAUUCUUUUGCUUUUAUUUUUACCAUUUAACAUUCUGUUGUUUCUUUUUUUUUUUGUUUGUUUCAACACUUAAUUUUGGUCUUUUAAUAAAAUGGCUAAUGAAGAACGAAUACAGAAGAUACCAUUUAUACAUUUUUAUGUCUUUAAGAAUUGGAUUUCGUGUACUAUUUACAAUUUCAGUCAUACGAGCACAGACACACUACCACAGAGUAGGUUAGCUGUAUCUGGUAUUUCUUUCACUUAAGUAAUAAGUUUAUUUCUUAAUCGAUUCCAUCUAUCAAGCUUUUUGUCCCCGUGUGAAAGAUAAUACUUAACACCAAGAGAUCUUAAUAAUUGUAUUAAGCUAAACUAACUUCGUGGGAUGUAGCGCAAUGCACGUAAGAGAAGUUCGUAAACGUAUUUCAGUACUUUUUUUUAAAAAAGAUUUAGUAAUGCUAUAAUGACAAAAAAUCGAAACUUACAGAUAGUAUCGUUCAUAGUAAAAACUAUAUUUCUAUACGUUUAAAAACCACGAACAAAAACAAACUGUCCAAAGACCUGCUAUAAAAUAUCCCACCACAAAACAAAACGUUUUGUAAAGAAAAAUUAUAAUAUAAGAUUCUAUGGUAGUACUUAAACCUAUGUAAAUUCAUGUGCAUACAAAAAAGAUGUGUUCCAUCAUCGAGUAGUAGAGUUCUGAACAGAAAUAGAAACAAAAAAAAA